AGCCCGGCGCCUCCCCGCCCCCUCCCCGCGCCCCGCGGCGGCGGCGGCGGCGGCAGCAACAUGGCUGUUGACGGGUGCUCGGGGUGGCGCUGGCGGCGGGAGGAGCUCCCCCGAGCCCCUGCGCCGGCCGCCCGUUGCUAGCUAUGGCAAAUGGUGGCGGCGGCGGCGGCGGCAGCAGCGGCGGCGGCGGCGGCGGCGGCGGCGGAGGCAGCGGUCUUAGAAUGAGCAGCAAUAUCCACGCGAGCCAUCUCAGCCUAGACGCGUCCUCCUCCUCCUCCUCUUCCUCCUCCUCUUCUUCCUCCUCCUCCUCUUCCUCCUCGUCCUCGGUCCACGAGCCCAAGAUGGAUGCGCUCAUCAUCCCGGUGACCAUGGAGGUGCCGUGCGACAGCCGGGGCCAGCGCAUGUGGUGGGCUUUCCUGGCCUCCUCCAUGGUGACUUUCUUCGGGGGCCUCUUCAUCAUCUUGCUCUGGCGGACGCUCAAGUACCUGUGGACCGUCUGCUGCCACUGCGGGGGCAAGGCGAAGGAGGCCCAGAAGAUUAACAAUGGCUCGAGUCAGGCGGACGGCACCCUCAAGCCAGUGGACGAGAAAGAGGAGGCGGUGGCGGCCGAGGUCGGCUGGAUGACCUCCGUGAAGGACUGGGCGGGAGUGAUGAUAUCCGCCCAGACGCUGACUGGCAGAGUCCUGGUUGUCUUAGUCUUUGCUCUCAGCAUUGGUGCACUUGUAAUAUACUUCAUAGAUUCGUCCAACCCGAUAGAAUCCUGCCAGAAUUUCUACAAAGAUUUCACAUUACAGAUCGACAUGGCUUUCAACGUGUUCUUCCUUCUCUACUUUGGCUUGCGGUUUAUUGCAGCCAACGAUAAGCUGUGGUUCUGGCUGGAAGUGAACUCUGUAGUAGAUUUCUUCACAGUCCCCCCAGUGUUUGUGUCUGUGUACUUAAACAGAAGUUGGCUCGGUUUGAGGUUCCUAAGAGCUCUCCGACUGAUACAGUUUUCAGAAAUUUUGCAGUUUCUGAAUAUUCUUAAAACAAGUAAUUCCAUCAAGCUGGUGAAUCUGCUGUCCAUCUUUAUCAGCACGUGGCUAACUGCGGCCGGGUUCAUCCACUUGGUGGAGAAUUCAGGGGACCCAUGGGAAAAUUUCCAGAACAACCAGGCUCUCACGUACUGGGAAUGUGUCUAUUUACUCAUGGUCACCAUGUCCACAGUUGGUUACGGGGACGUUUAUGCCAAAACCACGCUUGGGCGCCUCUUCAUGGUCUUCUUCAUCCUCGGGGGACUGGCCAUGUUUGCCAGCUACGUCCCUGAAAUCAUAGAGCUAAUAGGAAACCGCAAGAAAUACGGGGGCUCCUAUAGCGCCGUUAGUGGAAGAAAGCACAUUGUGGUCUGUGGACAUAUCACUCUGGAGAGUGUUUCCAACUUCCUGAAGGACUUUCUACACAAGGACCGGGACGAUGUCAAUGUGGAGAUCGUCUUUCUUCACAACAUUUCCCCUAACCUGGAGCUGGAAGCUCUGUUCAAAAGACAUUUUACUCAGGUGGAAUUUUAUCAGGGUUCAGUCCUCAAUCCACAUGAUCUUGCACGAGUCAAGAUAGAGUCAGCAGAUGCGUGCCUGAUCCUUGCCAACAAGUACUGCGCCGACCCCGACGCUGAAGACGCCUCCAACAUCAUGAGAGUCAUCUCCAUAAAGAACUACCAUCCGAAGAUACGGAUCAUCACCCAGAUGCUGCAGUACCACAAUAAGGCCCAUCUGCUAAACAUCCCAAGCUGGAAUUGGAAAGAGGGUGAUGACGCAAUCUGCCUUGCAGAGCUGAAGUUGGGUUUCAUAGCCCAGAGCUGCCUGGCCCAAGGCCUCUCCACGAUGCUCGCCAAUCUCUUCUCCAUGAGGUCGUUCAUAAAGAUCGAGGAAGACACGUGGCAGAAGUAUUACUUGGAAGGAGUCUCAAAUGAAAUGUACACAGAGUAUCUGUCCAGUGCCUUCGUGGGUCUGUCCUUCCCUACUGUUUGUGAGCUGUGUUUUGUGAAGCUCAAGCUCCUUAUGAUAGCCAUUGAGUACAAGUCUGCCAACCGAGAGAGCCGUAUAUUAAUUAACCCUGGAAAUCAUCUUAAGAUCCAAGAAGGCACGUUAGGAUUUUUCAUCGCAAGUGAUGCCAAAGAAGUUAAAAGGGCAUUUUUUUACUGCAAGGCCUGUCAUGAUGACAUCACAGAUCCCAAAAGAAUAAAAAAAUGCGGCUGCAAACGGCUCAAGCAUGGAGCUAGAUCACGCUAUCCCAAAGACCCAUUUGAGUGCAAGAACACAACUCCCAAUUCUCAGCUUGUGAGCGAGCCAGUUGAAGAUGAGCAGCCGUCAACGCUGUCACCCAAAAAAAAGCAGCGGAACGGAGGCAUGAGGAACUCACCCAACUCCUCGCCCAAGUUGAUGAGACACGACCCCUUGUUAAUUCCUGGCAAUGAUCAGAUUGACAACAUGGACUCCAACGUGAAGAAGUAUGACUCCACGGGGAUGUUCCAUUGGUGUGCACCCAAGGAGAUAGAGAAAGUCAUCCUGACGCGGAGCGAAGCCGCCAUGACUGUCCUCAGUGGCCACGUGGUGGUCUGCAUCUUCGGCGACGUCAGCUCAGCCCUGAUUGGUCUCCGGAACCUGGUGAUGCCGCUCCGUGCCAGCAACUUCCAUUACCACGAGCUCAAGCACAUUGUGUUUGUGGGCUCCAUCGAGUACCUCAAGCGGGAAUGGGAGACGCUUCAUAACUUCCCCAAAGUGUCCAUAUUGCCUGGUACGCCAUUAAGUCGGGCUGAUUUAAGGGCUGUCAACAUCAACCUCUGUGACAUGUGCGUUAUCCUGUCAGCCAAUCAGAAUAAUAUUGAUGAUACUUCGCUGCAGGACAAGGAAUGCAUCUUGGCGUCACUCAACAUCAAAUCUAUGCAGUUUGAUGACAGCAUCGGGGUCUUGCAGGCGAAUUCCCAAGGAUUCACACCUCCGGGAAUGGACAGAUCCUCUCCAGAUAACAGCCCCGUGCACGGGAUGCUACGCCAGCCGUCCAUCACGACUGGGGUCAACAUCCCCAUCAUCACAGAACUAGCUAAACCGGGCAAGUUGCCUUUGGUAUCAGUCAAUCAGGAAAAAAUCAGUGGGACGCACAUUCUAAUGAUAACUGAACUGGUGAACGACACCAAUGUUCAGUUUUUGGACCAAGACGAUGACGACGACCCCGACACAGAACUGUACCUCACACAGCCCUUUGCCUGUGGGACAGCCUUUGCCGUCAGCGUCCUGGAUUCACUCAUGAGUGCGACGUACUUCAACGACAAUAUCCUCACCCUGAUACGGACCCUGGUGACCGGAGGGGCCACGCCGGAGCUGGAGGCUCUAAUCGCCGAGGAGAACGCGCUUCGAGGGGGCUACAGCACCCCCCAGACGCUGGCCAACAGGGACCGCUGCCGCGUGGCCCAGUUAGCGCUGCUGGACGGGCCCUUCGCGGACUUAGGGGACGGCGGUUGUUAUGGUGACCUGUUCUGCAAAGCUCUGAAAACCUAUAAUAUGCUUUGUUUUGGAAUUUACCGGCUGAGAGAUGCCCACCUUAGCACCCCCAGCCAGUGCACAAAGAGGUAUGUCAUCACCAACCCCCCCUACGAGUUUGAGCUCGUGCCGACGGACCUGAUCUUCUGCUUAAUGCAGUUUGACCACAACGCCGGCCAGUCCCGGGCCAGCCUGUCGCAUUCCUCGCACUCGUCACAGUCCUCCAGCAAGAAGAGUUCCUCCGUGCACUCCAUCCCGUCCACAGCAAACCGGCAGAACCGACCCAAGUCCAGGGAGUCGCGGGACAAACAGAAUGCAACAAGGAUGAAUAGGAUGGGCCAAGCAGAAAAGAAAUGGUUUACAGAUGAGCCGGAUAAUGCCUAUCCCAGAAACAUUCAAAUCAAGCCCAUGAGUACUCACAUGGCUAACCAGAUCAACCAAUAUAAAUCCACAAGCAGCUUGAUUCCACCAAUCAGAGAAGUUGAAGAUGAAUGUUGAUUCCCAGGAGACCAGAACUAUUUUUUUAAAGCCUGACAAACUUCAUAAUGGUGACGUGACUUUUCUUCCUCUUACAUCCUGAAUCACUGGUGGAAACGUUAGGAUAAGCAAGAAUUGCAAGAAAAUAAAAUAGACAGAUCUUUCUCGUGGUCGGCCUUGAAUAUUGCUUCCAUGUACUUUGGAAACGAAAAUGAUUUCAUUUAUAAAUGAACACACUAAAAUAGUCAUGUAUAGCCUCUAGCAUUUUAAAUUAUUUUUAUUUAUUAGAAAGAAAAUAUAUUUUUCUUUUUCUCAUUGUCAAAUAUCUGCCCUAUAUCUACACAAUGCAAAAUCAAAAUGAGUCAAGUGGCCAGACUCCUUAACACAUAUUUCUCUUCUUUCUCUCUUUUUCUUUGAGGAGAAUGAUGGUCACAUCACCACAGUUAAUUGUAAAUUAAGGGAAAUGGAAUAUUAACUUUAAAAUGGCCAACGAUGUAUACAUGUAUUUUAGUAAAGCCAAAAAGAUAGAAAACAAACAAACAAACAAACACAACAACCACAAGAAGACAAAAGGGGGCAACUGACUACCUGCUUCGUUCCUGGAUGGGUGUGUAUUUUGAUCAGCAUUGACACCAGCUCUUAAUAAAUGGAAAACUUAUUUAUUUUCACAGUUGAAAGUCAUAUUUUUGUAGUUUUAGUUUCCAUUCUGUAUUUCUCAUCCCUUGGCUCAUAUCUUUUAAGGGAAGACCUUCUUGCUGCUUUACUAUGACUGCCAGGUGAGGUUUACCUGGCCAACUCAUGCUGCCAGGAAGGUUGUGGGCACCCCUGGGGUGAGGAAGUUGAUGACCAGAUAGACUCAUGCCAUGUGUCUAUUGGUGGGGACUCCUACAUGCUGUGAUGCUUCUUAUUUCAUAUAACCAACACACCAGAAGGAAUUUCAACUUUGGAGGGUCUGGUGGACUUUUCCCCCACUCCUCAAUUCUCAGAGCUUGCAGUCUGAAAAUUUGUAAUCAUCAAUGAAUUGUUUUAAUAAUAGGAUAUGAGAAUGCAUUCAUUCUUCUUACUAUGUUUUUGUUUAAAUGCCAGAGAAUUGCCAGGAUCAAGGAGACAACUUUAGCCCAGAUUUUAUUUUGUAGACUUUAUUUUGUUGCUGGAACAAAAUACACAAAGUUGCUACAAUAAUUAAAAAUUAAUCUUAAUGAAAAAGGAAAGCAACAAACGUACUUCACACAGACUGUUAGAACAGGCCUUUGAAAAUUACCAGCAGUGAAAUCAAACGUAUCAACCACUUCAAAUUGUGGCCAAAAGAUUAUUGUAGCCAUCAGAGACAAUUAUGGCUCAGAGUUCUGCUGUCACUUGCAUGCUCAGUAUACAGUCACCCAACAACCAUUUUGUUCCGAAUGACUUAGCAAGUCUUUCAACUUCAAAAUGAUCAAUCUUUGAUACGAUCGUCAGGGUCUCUGGAGAAGCAUGAAUGUGAUUGUGAUUUUUAUUUUCUUAAAAAUUUUAACUGUGGACACUUAAAGAACCAAGCUAACCAAAGUAUCCCACAAAGUCCAGUGAUGACUACUGCGUUAACACCUUAGGCCAUGGCCCUGUGGUGCCUAGUUCUGGUAGUACAAAUCAGAUCAGAGCAGAGCAGUGUGAUCACCAUGCAAACAUGUCCACUCAGUACUCCAAUUACCAAUGUAGGCAAAACGAGCUUCCACUGCUCUCCACUCCCUGCAGAGCCAAUGUAGCUGUGCUUCCACCUCAUAGGCAUUGUCCUGCAGUGACUCGUCGGACUGUGGUUUCUCUGUCGUCAAAUUUUGUAGACUUAGUUCUAUAAAAGUACUGUGAAUAUAAUGUAUGUCCAAUUGGAUUGUUUAAAAACUACUUAUAAUUAACCACUAGUCUACUCUGCAGAUGAAAAUGAUGUCAACGGUCUAUAUUCAGACUUAUAAACAUCUCUUGGUUUCUAACAGAAGUCAAACGUGUUUGUGGGAAGAACUCUGCUAGGAUUUGGAUGACUUUCCUGAGAGCUGGGCCUUCCUUUUGCAUACUGAUUUUGCAUUGGGCUCACCUUAGUCCAUUCACGUCAAUCCACGCUCUUUUUCCCUUCAUGAACCAUAGUGGGCUCCUUCUUCACUUCUGUUCCUCACAACUACCUUGUGAAUUUGUCACAGCUAUUUGGUCUCCCCUUGCAGGUGAUGGUGGCCACCAAAGGAUCUUCCAUUACAGGAACACAGCACAGUUCUCCAUGUCCCCCACCUUGUCCUCCCUCUGUUGUCUUCAAACCAAGGCAGUCCAGAAGUAGAAGUACGAACUACGGCUAGAUAUUUGAGCCUAAUUUUUUAAAAAAAAUCAUAAUGGUUAAGAUGUUUUCCCACAGCACCCCAACAACCCAAAUUGGUAGAAACACAUUUAUGCUUGGUAGAGCAUUUUUCUGUCAAAGUAGAGCAACGCAUUCAUGCUUGCCUUUGUAACAAUGAAUUGUUCUGGACCAGGGAACAAGAUCAGGCUUUUUUUUUUUUAAAGAUAAAUAAAAUGAUGAUGGCCCCUUUGGCGAAAAUUGGUGCUGGGUAAAUUAACAGUGAACUGGAAAAGGGAGAAGAUUUGUAAGGCUACUGGAGGAUUCAAGGGAGUAUAAGAGCUUCCUUAUUUGUUUCUAUUUGUUCAGUUCUUUGCCUCUAGGUCCCUCUCCAGCUCAGCUGUAAAAGACUUUUGCCACUUCCAUCUGGUCUGAACCAAUGAUGAUCUUCUUUGGAAUAGUCCCUCUUAUGAGACUGUGGUCUCCCCUUCAAGUUUAGAGUUCCAGAAAACCUGUUUUCUGAAACUGAUGACUCUUGGGUGCUUUGGGAAUCACUCACCAAUGAACUGUUGAAAAAGCAGAAAGUAUCUCUUUACAACUGUAGCACCACCAUCUUCACCUUUCUCAUUGAGAUAAAAACUUAUUUUUGUCUAAAUAUUUGAAUAAUUUAGAAUAUCGCCUCUAGCCAAUAUAAAACACCUUAAAUAAAAGUGCUUGAGACUAAGAUACGUUGGAAAACACUCAAGCUCUUGAAUUCUAAGGAUAAUGACAUCUUAUAAUGCACUUUGGGGAGAUCUUUAUCAAUGACAUUAAAUGAACAGACAAUCAGAACCAUUUGAUUAGGUUUGGAAAGGGGGAAAAGGAAAAAGCCUAAGAAACUUGGGGAUACUUUCAUGUUGAAAGGAGAAAAGAGUUCAAGUUCACUACUUCUGGUUUGACAUGGGGGUUUGAGACCCAUAUCUGCAGCAAACUAGCUAUAAGCUUUGAAAACUCUCUCUGCAUGUCCCAAAUUUCAGAGGGGAGAGUCACUGAGACGGCUCCCAGGUGCUUCCAGAUCCGAGAGGGUGUGAUCUACGUGAGGGAUGGAAACCUGCCUGGCUGCCUCUCCUUGGCCAAGCCCUUGGAGACCACACUGCCUAGGGCUGAAAUAAUGGUCAUUCUUGCUGUAUCACCCAAGCCAUACUUCUGACCUUAAGAUUGUGUACAAUUGCUCUGCACAUGGUGUGCUUAGGUUCACUGUUGCAUUUUCACUUUGGAGUCUCCUUAGGUCCAACAUGCAGAUAUUUCUAGAUCAACAUACCCAAAUCACAUAGACCAGAUUUUUCCAUUUCUGAGUAGUUUCUUCACAAUAUGAUUCCCGCCUGCUCUUUUCCUUGGUUUAAGGUCAGGGUUGAGUUAAGCCCUUCAUCUUAACUCCAAGAGUUAACUCUUACAACAAGAGGCUCAAGAUGCCCAAAUUUCUCCUGUUUUCCCCAUUUUGUUUCCUAGUUUGGAUCUUGGAUUCCAGAAGUAAGCAACCUUAAAUUUUCACUUCAUUCCAUUAUUUGUGUGUGUUUAGCUUUUCAUUAAUAUACUAACCAUCUCUUUGCUACUUACAUUCACAUAUGUAAUUUGAAUCUAUCAUUUUUCAUUGUGAAAGAAAACCUGAUGGAAGGGACUGAUGAAGGAGGAAAGGCAGAAAGGAAGAAAGAGAGGACUGGAGGGAGAGAAUGAGGAGGAGGGAAGAAGACAGGAAGGUAGGCGGGGAAAAACGGAGGAAGGAGGAGAGGCAAAAAUCAACACAGUGACUAGCAGGUGAGCCAUCUUGGCUUCUGAGAGCCCAAGCAAAUCUAUUCAACUUGGACACUGAGUUCCAGGGCAGACCCUGUCCUGUUUCUGUCCCAUUCCUGUUUGCCGCUUCGGGAACACUGGUAACACUACCAACCACUCUGGCCCUCCAAAGGGUUUUCACUCAUUAGCUCUUGACCCAGCCUCUUUCAAAAAAGCAAACGGGACCGAGAAUUCACUUAUAGCCUUUCUCCCCUCUCCUGUUUACCUCGUAUUCCCAAAGAGCAAUAUCCCCCCUGUCCAGCAGAGAUGACGUAGCAUUCACAUCCCUUGGUCAUUCAACGAGGUGGUGAAGCCCUUUGGAUUUGUUUCUGAGCAAGUAGGCCCCACUGAUGGUUUCCAGCCAGCGUGUACCUGUGUGGCCAUAUUGGAUGUUUCAGCAGUCUGUUUUGACUGGUUGCUGCCCAUGCAGUACUAAUUGUUAGUAAUUUGCAUAUUUGCAUAGAAGUAAGACAGUUCAUAAAUGUUUUUAAUUUCAUUUCUAAAGAGACUCUGUAGCCAAAUUUUCCACUCCUGUAGGAGGCAUUCUUAAAACACAGACAGACGGGAGUCCAUGUGUCUCUGGGCAGGAGUCCUCCUUAGCCCCACCGUGUUUGGUAGCUCCAUGAUGUCAUGGCCUUCCCAGGUGGACUGAAGGAAUUCCAGCUGGACUGUCUGUUCCGGGCCUUUCUCUGUAUUUUUUAAUUAGGAAAAUGGGCCUGAGAAUGCCCCUAAAAACAAGCCCCUGACCCCAGCUUCCUGCAGAUGCAGACCCUGGGAGGCAGCAGUAGUGGCUCGGGGCAUUGGGUUCCUGCUCAAGUAACUGAAAGACUUGGACUGAGUUCCCGGCUCCGGCCGGGGCCACUGCGGGUGCUGGGGGAGUGUAUCGGCGGGUGGGGAAGCUCUUUCUUUCUCUUCCCCCUCACUCACUCUUACUCUACAUUUCUCUUUGCCUCUCAAAUACAUAAAAAUAUUAAAAUUAGAAGCUUUCUAAAAACAAAUAAGAAUAAGCCAGACUUGGGACAUAUAUUAAGGAACUGAGAAGAAAACAAAAUGUUAAAAGCGGCAUUUAGAAAAACACUUUAUUUAUUUGGUGAGAGGGAGGGAUGGUGGGGGCAGAGAGAGAGAGAAGAACAUCCAUCUGCUGGUCUACUCCCCAGAUGCCCUCAACAGCCAGGACCACGUUAGGCUGAAGCCAAGAGCUGGAAACUCAGUCCAGAUCUCUCACUCGGGUGGCAGGAACCUAACUGCUUGAGCCAUCCCUGCUACCUCCCGGGGUUGGCACUGGUGGGAAGCUGGAGCCAGGAGUUUCAGCUGGGCCUCCCUCUCAGCCACUCUAAUGUGGGACACACAGGCAUCUCAGCCACCAUCCUGAAUGCCUGCUCCCCUAAGCAGCAGCUUAAGAAAUGUGAGCCAAGGGCAUGCUGUUUGUGGUGCCAAGAGCUAGAGUGGGGGGAAAAAGGUGUUGUAUUGAAUUGCAUAGUUUGGGAAGAAUGCAGAGCAAAGUAAUGCUUGAUGGACUUUGGAGAUAUUUCAAUAGGAAAUGAGUGGCUAGACAGGAGAGAGGUGGAACACGAGGAGUUUCUAGGAUGAAAGGGCUUCAGUGGGCCGUGACACAUUGGUAGGAAUGUGAUUUCAAUAAAUAGACCAUUUGCCCAUGGUGAUAAUUUUAUGUAGGGGAGCUGAGGAAAACUAAGACGAGACUACUUAGAAAGGGCUGAAGAGUAGGUAGUCUACAGGGCAAGCUAAGGAGUUGAAAGUCAAUGCAGAAAGACACAGGCAACCACGACAAGUUUGAAGCCGAGAGGGAUGGGCCGCACUGCCCGUGCACUGUUGAGUGUGACCAUGGCUGGGAGUCCUCACGGGACUGAACACAGUGCUGAACGCUGGGGUGCCGCACUGAGCCAGCAGCUCACCCUGGAGUUCCUCUCUCCCCGACGCACUUUGCAUUCAGAUAUAAGGCACCGCUGCUCCGCUGACUUGCCAGAUCAUCAGUAACAGGCUCACAUGUAGAUUCGAGGGGAGGAUAGAUAUUCUGAUGUUUUCAAAGUUUACUGAUUGUUCUACCUUACAGAUCUGGCUAUAACAAAAGCAUGAGGCAGGCCAUCGGCAGAUUGUACAGAGUAACCCAUAUCUCAGAACACCAGAUGAGGGUCCCCAUUAUUAAAACCUCCUGCAAGGUUAUCAGGCGACUACUGCUUAGGAGCCAGUCAACAGUCAGUCAAUAUUUAUAAAAGGAGUGGAAAUGGGCAAAGGGAUGAAGAUUCUAAAGGCAUUGCUAUCAGUCAGCAUAUAGCUCAACUAAGAAGAGAAACACACACUCGAAAAACCACUAGGGGAUGGCGCCGCAGCUCACUAGGCUAAUCCUCCACCUGCGGCGCUGGCACCCCAGGUUCUAGUCCCGUUUGGGGCGCCAGUUCUGUCCCGGUUGCUCCUCUUCUAGUCCAGCUCUCUGCUGUGGCCCGGGAAGGCAGUGGAGGAUGGCCCAAGUGCUUGGGCCCUGCACCCACAUGGUAGACCAGGAGGAAGCACCUGGCUCCUGGCUUCAGAUCGGCGCAGCGCCGGCCCUGGCAGCCAUUUGGGGGGUGAACCAAUGGAAGGAAGACCUUUCUCUCUGUCUCUCUCUCUCACUAACUCUGCCUGUCAAAAAAAAAAAAAAAAACAAAAAACAAAAAACAAAAAACAAAAAAAAAAAAACUAGGGAAAGAGGCAGCA
Messenger RNA from Oryctolagus cuniculus (rabbit), 10800 nucleotides. Lineage: Eukaryota; Metazoa; Chordata; Mammalia; Lagomorpha; Leporidae. The record is from RefSeq and is a predicted model, not a curated record.